Oncorhynchus gorbuscha (pink salmon) is the source of this 1279-nucleotide messenger RNA. Its product is annotated as replication termination factor 2-like. Bases 116 to 478 code for a protein of 120 amino acids. The record is from RefSeq and is a predicted model, not a curated record. The transcript is spliced from 4 exons. NCBI's taxonomy places the organism in Eukaryota, Metazoa, Chordata, Actinopteri, Salmoniformes, Salmonidae.
AAUGUCUGGGCUUAACUAAAGCUUCUCUUGGUUGCAGUGUGGCGACCCGUUCAAAGACGAAAACCUUGUCGUCCUCAACGGGACCAAGGAAGAGGUGGAAAAACUGAGGGAGAAAAUGGAGGAGAAGAGGGCCAAGGCCAAGGCAACAAAGAAACCAAAGAAGAACAAAGUUGCAGAGACUGUUGCCAAGCCAUCUGACUCAAAAGAAAAUCCAGAGUCCACUGAAACUGUUUCUUCAGAGGGUCAAACUUCAACACAAAAUGGUGGAGACAACAGCCAGCCAGCAGUCCCUGAACCCCCUGCUUCUUCCAGCACCAAGGUGGUUACACCCUCGGCGGCAACCGGAAGCAAGAGGUCCAUCCAGACCAUGGAAGAGAAGUCGGAGACCUACAAAUCUCUCUUCACCAGCCACAGUUCAGCCAAACGCACCAAAGACCAGACGUCCAACUGGGUCACCCACACCCCCUACCAUUUCUAAAUUACUUCACCUCCCCUAGAUCACCACCAAGUGGUCAUGACAGGCAACACACAACCAGAUUGUGUAUUUGAAGGGUAUCUAUAAAAGGUUAUUAAUAACACAUUCAUAUAACCCAUACUUAACACAUUCAUAAGAAGUAUGUGAGCAUUUCAUAAAUGCUUAUGCCAACAACCGCAAGUUGAUAAGUCGCAUUACUGCAUUUCUGUGACGAAGGCAAUAUCAGCUUGCUACUGCUUAUGAAUGUGUAAUAUGAGGGUUAUGAAGCUUAUGUCGGCAUCCUUCAAGUAAAGUCUUAAGGAAGUUGACAUUUUUCUUAUAGGUAUUCUUGGCUCAGGUUAAUGAAUCAAUAGCCUAUAGGAAGCACUAUUAAAUGCUCCUUUUUCUAGGAAUGGCUGUAAUAUAUGUAGGUCUUAUCUAGGUAUGGAUAGGUGUAGAUUUGGCAAGUCAUUAUGGUUUGCUAUGCAAUAUGACAUAUACAUGUUUUGAAAUUAUAUCACAAGGGCCUAGUUAAUUUUUUUUGUAUAGGAAGUGGAAUAGUGAGUGUUUUUGUAGUGUUCAUUCAAAACAUGCUUUCAAUAAGCUCAUUACUUAUGUCUAUACUCAAUUUGAAUGUUUCCUCCAAAUAGCUUGUCACCCACCACCCAUCAAAAUAUAGAUGGGAGAAAAGUUGUUUUAUUCACAUGUGCAUAUUUCAUUUUUAUUUAAAUAUUUACCUUUUGAUAUACUUUUUCCCACUUUGUUUGGGUUGAGGGUUGAACAAACAUAUGUCAAAAUAAAGACUAUGUCCUUUUACUUAAAAAA